GGCUUUUAUUUUGGCGGGUGGUGUCUCAGUGUCAGUGUUCACCAAUAUGGCGGCGCGCAGUGUGUUCAGGUCAGGGCUGUUUAAUGGCAGAGUGGCGAUAGUGACCGGAGGAGCGACAGGAAUCGGGAAGGCCAUUACAGCCGAGCUGCUGCAGCUGGGUUGCCGUGUGGUGAUUGCAUCGAGGAAGUCGGAGCGUUUGGAAGCUGCAGUUGAUGAACUUUCCCAGUUGAUCAUUUCCUCGAGUUCGGCUUCCAUUACUGCUGUGUGCUGUAACAUCCGCCAUGAGGACCAGGUGAGGAAUAUGGUGGCGUCCACGCUGCGUCAGUAUGGCAGGAUUGAUUAUUUGGUGAAUAACGGCGGAGGGCAGUUCAGCAGCCCAGCGGCGAACAUGAGCCUCAAGGGCUGGAAUGCUGUGAUCGACACCAACCUGACCGGAACAUUCCUCUGCUGCAGAGAGGUGUACAAUGAGUGGAUGAAGGAUCACGGCGGUACGAUCGUUAACAUCAUCGCUGACAUGUGGAGGGGGUUUCCUGGCAUGGCACACACAGGAGCAGCGAGAGCCGCAGUGGAGAAUCUGACGAAGAGUUUAGCCAUUGAGUGGGCUAGCAGCGGCGUGCGCAUCAACUCCAUCGCUCCGGGCUCGAUCUUCUCCAAGACAGCGAUGGAGAAUUAUAAAGAUCUCGGGCCCAUGAUGUUCCAGAUGGCUGUUCCAUGCAUUCCUGCAAAACGCCUGGGCUUUCCAGAGGAGAUUUCUCCAGCUGUGUGUUUCCUGCUGUCUCCAGCUGCUUCCUUUAUCUCUGGAGCCACUCUGAAGGUGGACGCGGGACAGAGUCUGUACGACUCGGUGUGGGAAAUCCCAGAUCACAGUGCGUGGCCUGCGCCCCCAGAAGGAGAGAAUGUCUGUGCUCUGCGGGAGGUGAUGAAGGAACUCAAACCCAAACUGUGAUGUGGAGUGUAGCUCAGUGCUCUGACCUGCAGGGGGUGCAGCUCAUAUUUUUUCUCUCUCAUGCACACACAGAGGAAUGGUGUCCUUGGACACUCAGUGUGUGAAUAAGGUGUGACAAACAGAAAUAACUGAAAUUCCUGAACCAGCUGCGUGUCGUACAUUCCCACAGUACAACACUAACCUGACACACAGAAUAAUAAUGCUAAUAAUAACAAUAAUGCUAAUAAAACUAUCAUUAUUAUAUUCUUAAUGAAAAAAGAUAAUAAAACAAUGUAAUAUA
Molecule: messenger RNA, 1226 nt
Organism: Ictalurus punctatus (channel catfish)
Lineage: Eukaryota; Metazoa; Chordata; Actinopteri; Siluriformes; Ictaluridae
Gene: pecr
Product: peroxisomal trans-2-enoyl-CoA reductase
Exons: 8
Coding region: 47-946 (299 amino acids)
Biological process (GO): phytol metabolic process
Cellular component (GO): peroxisome
Molecular function (GO): trans-2-enoyl-CoA reductase (NADPH) activity
Source: RefSeq, a predicted model, not a curated record